UGUGUGUCUGUCUGUCUGUCUCUCUGACUGACUGACUGACUGAUCCUUUCUCUAGACUCCACGCCUCUCGCUUGUUUUCUCUCUCUCUCUCUCUCAUUCACUUUCUUUCACUCCCCCUCAUUUUUCUUUCUUUCUUUCCCUUCCUUUCGUGUACAAAUUUACUUUAUCUGCGCGCGCUUUCUCUCUUUCCUCUUCUCCCGCUGGAACAUGCAAAUCCAGCUUUCCCUCGGCCCCGCCUUUUCCUCCACCCCGCCAUGAGCUCAUCUCUCGAGGCCAAGAUUGUGGUCCUCGGCGCCCAGGGCGUGGGCAAAACCUCCCUCGUCCAACGCUAUGUCAAGAACGCCUUCGAUCCCGCCGGCACCGCCUCCACCGUCGGCGCCUCCUUUGUCACCAAACGCGUCCUCGACAGCGCCUCCGAUACCAUCGUCCGCCUACAAAUCUGGGACACUGCUGGCCAGGAACGGUUCCGGAGCAUCUCGCGACUGUACUACCGGGGCGCGAACGCCUGUCUCCUCUGCUACGACAUCACCGACGAACAAAGCUUCCAAGAGAUGACCGGGUGGCUCCUGGAGCUGAAGAAGAACGUCUUCGAGGAUGACCCGAUCGUAAUCCACGUGGUGGGUACGAAAUCUGACAUCGUGACCAUCGAGCCCUCGCGUCGCCGUGUCCCCUUCGAGCGCACCAUCGCAUAUGUCGCCGAACAACUCUACCCGACGCAGGCGUCGACCCCACCUCCAUCCGCGGGACUGGGCCCCUCAUCGAGCAUGCCGCAGGGCCUCGACAGCAAGCGCAGCAGCGGGUUCUGGGGACAGGAUAUUGGAUGGGACUGCUGCCACGAAAUCAGCGCCAAGGAUGGGGAGGGCAUCGAGGAGGUGUUCCGCGUCAUCACACGAAAGCUGGUCGAGCAGCGCAACAGGCGCGAGGCUGGACUGAGUCCGUCGCUGCUGUCGCCGUCUUCCCUGGAUGGUUUGCCUCCUGCCAGUCCCGCGAACAUCGACGGUGGCGGCAGUUUCCGACUGGGUUACGGCGACAAGCGACGCAGUUGGCUCGGAUUCCCGCCCAGCAGUGUCGGAGAUGAGGUUGAUGUUCCCGUGGAGGUGGCGAGGAAGAAGGGGGGUUGUUGCUGAUUGAUUGCGUUCAUCGGUCGGCCAACCUCAAGUUACGUGUCUCCUGCAUUAUGAACUCCCUGAUCGCAUCAUGGCUUCAUCCACUUCGCGUUCAGUGUUCGUUCGCAUUGAACGCUUGGUUGGGCGUUUUGUGUGUCUGCAUUCCUUGGCAAUAUUUUCCCACUCUGCAUGAUUUGAUGAUGUACACGAUUUUCCUCUUUUGUCAUCUUGUGUUUUGCAUCUUACACGACUGGUCCCGGGGUUUCUCUCUUCGUUCUAUCUAAUUCGCUUGCGGUUCGCUUGGCUUGUUACACUAUGAUGAUGGCAUGUUCUCGGGCUUGGUCGUUGUCUCUAUCUAGAUAGAACUUGUUCGGGCGCUUCUGGGAGGACCUAAUGG
Molecule: messenger RNA, 1503 nt
Organism: Aspergillus homomorphus CBS 101889
Lineage: Eukaryota; Fungi; Ascomycota; Eurotiomycetes; Eurotiales; Aspergillaceae
Product: Rab family GTPase
Exons: 2
Coding region: 255-1127 (290 amino acids)
Biological process (GO): intracellular protein transport
Cellular component (GO): endomembrane system
Molecular function (GO): GTPase activity; GTP binding
Source: RefSeq, a predicted model, not a curated record